Molecule: messenger RNA, 966 nt
Organism: Eurytemora carolleeae
Lineage: Eukaryota; Metazoa; Arthropoda; Copepoda; Calanoida; Temoridae
Exons: 6
Coding region: 127-762 (211 amino acids)
Source: RefSeq, a predicted model, not a curated record
UCAGUCUUUAGCUUUGCUGCUGUUCUAACCACCAGGUGGUUUCUAAAAAAACAGGUUCUACAGCCUUCAAUAUUCAUUGGAGAGCAAAAUUCAACCCCUAAGGGUCUGGUUUCCUUCAAAUCCUUGAUGAAGAUAUUCCUGUUGAUAUCAGUGCCCUGCAGUCUACAUAUUGCAGUCGUACUCACAAAGAAUGAAAACAAGGACAGUGAUAGGAAGAUACUAAUAUCCUUCAGUGUUUUCAACAGUUUACUGCUUUACCAUCUCUUCAUGUUCAUCAAGAAGCCCGUCAGGAAAUUUCUGGAACGAAAAAUGAAAUCAAAGAAAGAAGCUUCGGAAAUAUCUCUUCGAAACUGGAAAGUGUGGUGUAUAAAGAGGAAAGCUUCGGUGAAACCUGUUCUUCCUAGUACUCGGGCUCCCGAUGUGGUGUACAGAGUUCCUAAAUCAGCUGAUCCUCAAUCAGCUGAUGCUGAUUCAGCUGCUGUCAGCUUUCUUGGAGCUGCUGCGUCGAGAUCAAUUAAAGUUACCAACCUUGGUCUAACAACUGUCUAUACUCUUGGCUCUCCAGCUAAUGGUUCAACAACUGCCUGCGACUAUCUUGCUUCUUUAUCCACUGAUUCACUGAUUACCAGCCAUAUUAGUUCAGUAUCAGCUGAUCCAACAAUAUUCAGCCAUGUUGGAUCUCACGCCAAAAACAAAAAUAUUAGGAAGGUUAUUUCGAAGCCAAAAAAAAUACAUGUGGCAGAAAUCAAUAUUUUAAACUAAAUGUUUCGGAACUCUAAAACUGUCCAAACACUUUACUGCAGUGUUUACAUUCCACCCACAAAGUGACAAAAUGCAUAACACUUAAUGUUUGUUAAAAAUGUUGGUUCUGCGGUCCUACAAACCUUCUCUGGGGAAAUGUGAAGUCCCACACAAAAUUUCGACCCGAUAGGUUCCGCCGUUUUGACGUUUAUUGGAUACGAACAA